Bipolaris sorokiniana ND90Pr is the source of this 1104-nucleotide messenger RNA. RefSeq lists its product as uncharacterized. Lineage: Eukaryota; Fungi; Ascomycota; Dothideomycetes; Pleosporales; Pleosporaceae. The transcript is spliced from 4 exons. The record is from RefSeq and is a predicted model, not a curated record. The coding region runs from base 1 to 1104 and encodes 367 amino acids.
AUGAUCAACUACUCAAGAUGGAUAAAUCCGCCUGUCUCGCUUGUUAAAUCAGUAGAGGAUUCUCGCGCUGUGUACAGAAAGCUAGGGAAUAGCGGACUCAUCGUAUCCAACCCCAUCCUAGGCGGUCUGCACUUUGGAGCAUCUCAAUGGUAUGAUUGGGUAUUAGACGAGAAAGAAAGCAUUUCUCUACUCAAGGCAGCUUACGACAAGGGUAUCAAUACAUGGGAUACAGCCAAUUUCUACUCCAACGGAGAGUCAGAGAGAAUUAUGGGGAAAGCCCUGAAAGUGCAUAACAUUCCGAGAAGUAAAGUUGUCAUCAUGACUAAAUGCGGUCGUGCAGUCACAGAUCCGAACGUAGAUCCCGACAUCGGUACAUGCACUGCGUACCAUCCGGAUCUGGCGAACAAAAGUAAAGAUUACGUGAACCAUCUUGGACUUUCCCGGGCAUCGAUUUAUCAGCAAGUAGAAGCAUCACUGCAGCGUCUCAAUACAGAUUACAUCGAUGUCCUGCAGAUACACAGGUUUGACGACCAGGUACCGGCCGAAGAGACCAUGAAAGCGCUUCACGAUCUGGUGCAGAUGAACAAGGUCCGCUACCUUGGAGCGAGCUCUAUGUUGGCUCACGAGUUUGCCAUUCUACAACAUACCGCAGAGAAAAAUAAUUGGACAAAGUUUGUCUCAAUGCAAAAUCACUACAAUCUCAUUUAUCGAGAGGAGGAGCGGGAAAUGAACAAGUACUGCAAACGCACAGGUGUGGGUCUUAUUCCGUGGGCUCCACUAGCUUCGGGCAAGCUAGCAAGGCCCCCAGGCCAACCAACAUCCUCCUAUCGAAGCGUCAACGGCACGUUAUACAAAGACAAUAAUCCAUCGCAGUCCGACGAGAUAGCUCGCCGAGUUUACGAGAUUGCCGUUUCUCGUAGCAUCCCAAUGAGCCAUGUCGCAUUGGCAUGGCUGAACAAGCGUGUUGUUUCACCAAUCGUUGGCCUCUCAUCGGUAGAGCGUAUGGAUGAGAUACUGGACGCUAGGGCUGUUGAGCUAUCAGACGAGGAAGAGACUUAUCUUGAGAGCGCCUAUCACCCACUGCCCAUCCAGGGACAUGUAUAG